Molecule: messenger RNA, 1017 nt
Organism: Glycine soja
Lineage: Eukaryota; Viridiplantae; Streptophyta; Magnoliopsida; Fabales; Fabaceae
Product: two-component response regulator ARR5-like
Exons: 5
Coding region: 146-781 (211 amino acids)
Biological process (GO): cytokinin-activated signaling pathway; phosphorelay signal transduction system
Source: RefSeq, a predicted model, not a curated record
UCAUUAUUUAUUACGCGUCCUUCUUUCUCUCUCCUUUCACCAUGUAAAUAAAGCCCACCAUUUUCCAUUUCCAUGUAUCUGUGUACUUUCUAUUCUUAGAAGAAAGAAGAAAACUCACUUUUGUAGAGUUCGAGUUCUUAUUCUCAUGGCUAUUACCGGCGAAAUUUUCCGACAGAGCAUAAAGGAAAUGCUUGAGGAGUCUCCUUCCGGUGCGCCGGAACUUCAAGUUCUCGCCGUUGACGACAGCCUCGUUGAUCGGAAGGUGAUAGAGCGGUUGUUGAGGAUUUCUUCCUGCAAAGUGACGGUUGUGGAGAGUGGAACGCGUGCUCUUCAGUAUCUGGGGUUGGACGGAGGGAACAGUUCUCUCGGGUUUGAUAGUGUUAAGGUUAAUCUCAUAAUGACGGAUUAUUCCAUGCCGGGGAUGACUGGAUAUGAAUUACUCAAGAAAAUCAAGCAGGAGUCUUCUGUGUUUAGAGAGAUUCCGGUGGUGAUCAUGUCAUCGGAGAAUGUUUUGACCCGAAUUGAUAGGUGCCUGGAGGAAGGAGCAGAGGAUUUUCUGUUGAAGCCAGUCAAAUUGUCUGAUGUAAGACGCUUAAAAGAUUUCAUCAUGAAAGGGAAAGUGAAGGAAGGGGAGAAAAUAUCUAACAAAAGAAUGAGGUCAAUUGAUUGCAGUCCACCUCUAACUGCAACAUGCUCACCAGUGUCUCUUCCAUGCGAUCCUCCAUCAUCAUCCUCAUCAUCAUUACUCUCACCAUUAUCCUCAAAGAAGGCUAGAUUGUGAUCAGAGAUUGAGUAGUAGUGUGCUAUGUCUCCAAUUUUGCCUACACUAGUGUUCAUAUCAAAGUAUGUAGUGUAUUUUGCAUUUGUUCACCAAUCUCUAUACCUUAGGAAUCAGAAAAGCUAAUGUCAGAAUCACUAAUUUUUUGGCCUCUACUUGGUCUCCUGAUCUUGCUAUGUAUUAUGUACAGAGGAAAUUUAUCAAUAAUUUAUAAAAUAGGGCGUUAUUUUGACCAACAA